GUUUUCUCAACUCUCCUUCCAUAAAUACCUCCCUAAUCCUCCAAUUUUUUUCUUCAUCAUAUCCCAAACAUUACACUACACUUCAUUCUCAAAAGUAAACUUCCUACAUCUCUCUUUCUCAAAACCAAAAAAAUAUGGGUCUAAAGAAAACAACAAGCAGCAGCUGCAAACACAACACUCAGACAGCAGCUUUGAAACAAAUGAUCAAAAGAUGUUCUAGCUUUGGAAAAAAUGAGAAUGGGUUCCCACAUGAUGUCCCAAAAGGACAUUUUGUUGUCUAUGUGGGAGAAAAUAGAAGCAGAUACAUAAUUCCUAUUUCUUGGUUGACAUAUCCAGAAUUCCAAAAUUUGCUUCGAAGAGCUGAAGAAGAAUUUGGAUUUAGUCAUGAUAUGGGCAUUACUAUUCCUUGUGAUGAACAUGACUUCUGCUCCCUUAUUUCCAUGUUCAGAUGAAAAAAAAUGUUCCAUCUUUUUUUUUUUCCCUCUCUCUAUUAUAUGAUGAGAGAGUUAGGUUAUUAAUUAAGUAAAUAGUU
Capsicum annuum is the source of this 532-nucleotide messenger RNA. RefSeq names its product auxin-responsive protein SAUR50. The transcript has a single exon. Gene Ontology annotation, biological process: response to auxin. NCBI's taxonomy places the organism in Eukaryota, Viridiplantae, Streptophyta, Magnoliopsida, Solanales, Solanaceae. The record is from RefSeq and is a predicted model, not a curated record. The coding region runs from base 135 to 452 and encodes 105 amino acids.